CUCGCAGCCGCUAUCUUCCCCCCACCCCCACUAAAUAGAUAUUGAUUCUCUUCCUGGUACUCCAGUCAGUUUUACGAAUAUCUGUAGUUCUUUGACACCAGGUGCCCGUAUUCUGUCUGUAAAGUCAUAUAUUUCUAGCAUUGGUUGUAUAGAAUAGCGUAUUUAAACAUUAGAAAGCUUUGUAAAGAUUGUACAUACUGUAACUAUGCAUGUCUAUUUUAUCAGCAAAAUUUUUAUAUCACAAGAUGUCUUAACAAAGAUUUUUUUUUUGCAGAAGUUUGGCUUUUGUUAACUGCUUACCGAAGAAGAGGAUCUAGUAUUCUGACUGCAGAAAGACUUGUGUUCAUCAAUCAAUAUCUUCAAGAUUGCUGUGACUUGUCAAACUAUGAAAGCUUGUUAUACGGAAAACAAACUUCGUUAAUCGAAGGAAUUAAAAAUAUAUAUGGUGUACACAUGUAAUCUUAAACUGACAUUUGGCAAUCAUUUUCGAUGUGUAAUCAAUGUUCUUUCGGAUAUUUAAGUGAGAGUAGCCAAAUUGAAAUCAAGAAGAGAAGCAGAAAGUGUAUGGAAGAUAAGUCUUAAUAAUUUACACAGUCCCUUGUAUGUCUUCCUUUUCUCUUGCCCCUAAUGCUGUAAUGGUCUUAUUAUUAAUAUAUUUAUCAUUAAGAAAAGAAAAAAAAUAAGACCCUAUCCUAUCACAAGCUUUUACGGAAAUGAAAGGAUAUGUAUAUAAAAUAAAAGAGCCUAGCAAGUUAAAUACAUAAAUAGUAAACAUAUAUUUAUAAAUAGAAUCGAU
Cokeromyces recurvatus is the source of this 796-nucleotide messenger RNA. RefSeq lists its product as uncharacterized. NCBI's taxonomy places the organism in Eukaryota, Fungi, Mucoromycota, Mucoromycetes, Mucorales, Mucoraceae. The record is from RefSeq and is a predicted model, not a curated record. The transcript is spliced from 2 exons. The annotation marks the transcript as partial.